Messenger RNA from Gastrolobium bilobum, 1830 nucleotides. RefSeq lists its product as uncharacterized. Gene Ontology annotation, biological process: carbohydrate metabolic process. The record is from RefSeq and is a predicted model, not a curated record. The coding region runs from base 141 to 1544 and encodes 467 amino acids. The transcript is spliced from 3 exons. Gene Ontology annotation, molecular function: polygalacturonase activity. NCBI's taxonomy places the organism in Eukaryota, Viridiplantae, Streptophyta, Magnoliopsida, Fabales, Fabaceae.
UCCAAGUUUGAAUUAUAGUAGGAUCUUAUCGGAUGGUGAAUAAAAUAAUUGUAUAUCUUGAAAAAUGUUAGAGUGAACCAUAUAAUAUAAAUUUACGGCGUUAUCGGUCGAACAUGUAAAACCAGUAAGCCAAUCCAAAGAUGGACAAGCCACCACUAUUCCUCUUUCAAAUCAUCUCAUUACUUCUCACCCAAUCACUCCUCGCCACGUCAUACCCUCUAAAUCCGAUCCCAAUUACAGUUUCCGUCACCGACUUCCGAGCCUCCGGCGACGGCGUCCGGUACGACACAGUAGCAAUCCAAUCGGCCAUCAACUCCUGCCCGGCCGGCUUCCCCUGCCACGUCACCUUCCCGGCGCCGGGGAAGUACCUGACAGCGACGGUGUUCCUGAAAUCCGGAGUGGUGUUGAACGUGGAGGUCGGCGCCACCAUCCUGGGCGGCACGAGGCUAGAAGACUACCCGAAGGACUCGUCGCGGUGGUAUGUGGUGGUGGCGGAGAACGCGACGGACGUGGGAAUCAGUGGCGGCGGAGUGGUGGAUGGGCAGGCGGAGAAGUUCGUGGUGAGACAAGAUCCGAGGAAGAACAUCAUGGUAAGCUGGAACCAGACAGGUUCAUGCUUAGGAGACGAGUGCAGGCCUAGGCUCAUCGGUUUCCUUGGCUGCAACAACGUUAGAGUCUCCAACAUUACUCUCAACCAACCUGCUUAUUGGUGCUUACACUUGGUACGGAGUGACAACAUAGCUAUUCACGAUAUUGCAAUUUAUGGUGACUUCAAUAUACCAAACAACGAUGGGAUUGACAUCGAGGACUCAAACAACACCUUAAUCACUCGAUGCCACAUUGAUACAGGGGACGAUGCAAUCUGUCCAAAGUCAUCCACAGGCCCUGUUUACAACCUCACUGUCACCAACUGUUGGAUUCGAUCCAAAUCUUCUGCAAUUAAACUCGGCAGUGCUAGUUGGUUUGAUUUCAAGCAUUUUGUGUUUGACAAUAUCACUAUUGUUGAUUCUCACAGAGGGCUUGGAUUCCAGAUACGUGAUGGAGGAAAUGUAAGUGACAUUGUCUUCUCAAACAUAAAUAUCAGCACAAGAUAUUAUGAUCCAUCAUGGUGGGGUAGAGCGGAGCCUAUCUAUGUCACAACUUGCCCACGAGACUCAACAUCAAAGGAGGCUUCAAUAUCAAAUGUACUUUUCAUUAACAUCACUGCUAAUUCUGAAAAUGGCAUCUUCCUGUCUGGUUCAAAGAGAGGAUUGUUAAGAAAUUUGAGAUUCAUCAACAUGAAUAUCACUUACGGAAGGUUCACCAACUAUGCUGGUGGGUUAUUGGACUAUAGGCCAGGAUGUCAAGAAUUGGUUAAACACUGGACUGCGGGCAUGAUGAUGGAGUACAUUGAAGGUCUUGAGGUUAAAAAUGUACAAAUGAGAUGGUCAAAGUCAAACAAUCAACUAGAACAGUGGAAUAAUCCUUUGGAGUUCAAACCAUCCACUGUGAAUAACAUCUCUUUCCUUAAUUUUAAUUCUGUUUUGUACACAAAUAGCAAAUGAAGUUACUAACUUUGGGUCUGCAGAGGAAAAAGCUCCAAAGCACGUAGGUUGCUUAACCAUCAAUGGAAUGGGAACCACGUUAAAAAAGAUGGGAGGUGCAUAUGCUUUGUGCAUCAAUAAAAAUAAGAGAUUGAGGAUCUAACACUAUUUCACUAUACGUUGAGUGCAUUUCAUUCAAAAAAAAUUGCGAUUGAAAGGCCUGCGAAUUGUUUAUAUCAGUGUGUAAUUCCAUUUUCUUUUUCUCCAUAGUAGAAUGCCUUUUUCCUUUUCUUAUUUGUUUCUUUAG